This is a messenger RNA of Arachis ipaensis, 1969 nucleotides long. The record is from RefSeq and is a predicted model, not a curated record. NCBI's taxonomy places the organism in Eukaryota, Viridiplantae, Streptophyta, Magnoliopsida, Fabales, Fabaceae.
ACACUCAUGUAGACAAAGUCAAUGCCGAGAACGAUGUUGAUAUUACAUGUGUCGAUGUUGAUGCACUUGGUGAUAAAUUCAACCCUGAAAAGAGUGGUUUAGAUCUCCCUCUGGACACAUUGGGAUAUAAGUUUGACAGAAAAGACUCGAAUUCUGAGCUGGAACAUGCUAAAAAAUCAAAUUUCACUAGUCACGAAAAUCACUGUAAUUUUAAAGUAGAUAUUUAUAACCAUGAUGAACCAGAAGCAAAGGAUACAAGUGGUGAGGAAUCACCUCAGACAAGCCAGAUGGAUCCAUCACGGUCACCAUCCAGUAAUGAAUCAGUUGAUGUUAAUUCAGAGGCUGAUGAGUGCAUGAAUGAGAGUGUUCCUUCAAGUCCUGCCUCUGAUAUUGUAGAAAAUGGUGUGCUUUUAUAUUCCAUGAUUUCAGUUUCGUCGAAUGGUUGUGAAUUGAAUGGCAGAUACGGUUACAACAUGGUAAUUCAUAUUCAAGCUUCCAUGGUUGCUUCAGUUGAUGAUGCAAAUAUGGAAGUUGUUCUUCAUCCUGAUUAUGUCAUAUACCAGGAUAAUUACUAUAUGGGGCCAAAGUUAACAUUUUCACAUUAUUGUAUCAAGAUUAAUGUUUCAACUACAUGUAUAAAGCAAGGAGCCAUUGAGCUUGAAUGGCCAGUUGAUGAUCUCGUUGAUAUUAAGUGCAAGUCGUUCCAGAGUAGUGCAACGAUCGUUUUAAAGCUUCGUGUAAUAUCUUGUAAAGCAACUGAGUCAAAUCAAGCAAACAACACCACUUCAGGCAUUGAGGAAUUGGAGAUUGCGGUUGUUGAUUCCAAUUGGUCUCUGAGGCAUAAACAGAUCACAUCUCUGAAUAUGAAAUACUCAGAUAUUUGGAAAAUUGUGCUUCAUUGCAGUAUGGACAUAGAAGGCAAUGAAAAUUAUUCAGAAGAUCCGAGAAGCUACUUCCCUAAUUUCGUGCAGCCUUUUGACGAAGUAAUCUAUCCAAAAGGGGAUCCAGAUGCUGUUUCUCUAAGUAAGAGAGAUGUUGAUCUCUUGCGGCCAGACACAUUUGUUAAUGACACAAUUAUUGAUUUUUACAUCCAAUAUCUGAAGAGUCAAAUACAAGAUGAGGAGAAGUCAAGAUAUCAUUUUUUUAACAGUUUUUUCUUUCGGAAGCUUGCUGAUAUGGAUAAAAAUCCUGCAAGUGCUUCUGAUGGCAAAGCAGCAUUUCUGCGUGUUCGCAAAUGGACGAGAAAAGUAAAGUUAUUUGAAAAAGAUUACAUCUUCAUACCAGUAAACUUCAAUCUACACUGGAGUUUGAUAGUCAUAUGUCAUCCUGGUGAAGUGGUUAACUUUAAUGAUAAGGAGCGGGACAAGUCACUCAAAGUUCCCUGCAUAUUGCAUAUGGAUUCUAUAAAAGGAAGUCAUAAUGGUCUUAAAAACCUUGUGCAAAGUUACUUGUGGGAAGAAUGGAAAGAGAGGCAUGCAGCUACAUUGGAAGAAGACCUUGAAUCAAGAUUCCUUAACAUGCGUUUUCUUUCUCUUGCGUUGCCACAGCAAGAAAACUCAUAUGAUUGUGGUCUGUUUCUGCUGCACUAUCUAGAGCUUUUCCUUUCUGAAGCUCCUUCUAAUUUCAAUCCAUUCAAACUAACGAAGUUCUCCAACUUUGUAAGUGGUGUAUUUUACUUAGUUUUGACUAUUCCCAGUAUGUUUAGCAAAAGUUGCAGGAAAUGAGUUUUUGGUGUGUGUGUGGCUAGUUAUUAACAGGUAUUAACUUGAUUAACCAAUUGGAUUGUUAAUUGUUUUUCAGUUAGAAAAAGUUUUACUCUUUUGUUUGUUGGAAUUUUCUCAAUUUCUUGUAUCUUCAUAGUAGGCUAUCUAAGUACUCUUACUGUAUCUGUUGUUCCUUUCCUAUAGUACAUGUAUCUGUUUUUUAUCAUUACAAUUGUAAAAAGCAACUUAUUGAAUGAUAUGGAUUU